Messenger RNA from Aspergillus nomiae NRRL 13137, 1968 nucleotides. RefSeq names its product DUF803 domain membrane protein. Gene Ontology annotation, cellular component: membrane. The coding region runs from base 1 to 1968 and encodes 655 amino acids. Lineage: Eukaryota; Fungi; Ascomycota; Eurotiomycetes; Eurotiales; Aspergillaceae. Gene Ontology annotation, molecular function: magnesium ion transmembrane transporter activity. Gene Ontology annotation, biological process: magnesium ion transport. The record is from RefSeq and is a predicted model, not a curated record. The transcript has 3 exons.
AUGGAUUUUUCAACUCUCGAGGCUCGCUCCGAUUCAGGGAGCGGUCGGCCGGCUUCCUAUAAAGCCAUCGGUAUUUCUUUGGCUGUCGCAUCGGGCCUAUUCAUCGGUGUAUCGUUCGUACUCAAGAAGACGGGUCUGCUGAGGGCCAACGUCAAAUACAAUGAGGAAGCCGGCGAGGGGUACGGAUACCUGAAAAACUUCUACUGGUGGGCGGGUAUGACGCUGAUGAUAAUCGGGGAACUUUGCAACUUCGUCGCUUAUGCCUUCGUUGAUGCGAUUCUGGUCACUCCGCUGGGUGCGCUGUCGGUUGUGGUGACGACGAUCCUAUCUGCUAUCUUUCUCAAGGAACGGCUGAGUUUCGUCGUCGUCCGUAAGCAACAUCCAGGAAAUGCAGAAAUAUGUUAUCACUCCCGGGUUUUGUCGUACGCCGGCGUUAUCAUCGUGGGUAGCAUUAUCACGGCUGUGUGGGCUGGGCCUCGAUACGGAAAGAAGAGCAUGUUCGUCUACAUUAGUAUCUGCAGUUCUAUCGGUGGGUUAAGCGUAGUCGCUACACAGGGACUGGGCUCGGCCAUUUUGGCACAGAUAAACGGGGAAUCGCAGUUCAAGCAUUGGUUUCUCUACGUCUUGUUUGCGUUCGUCGUGGCGACUUUAUUGACAGAAAUCAUUUAUCUCAAUAAAGCGUUGAACAUCUUCAAUGCCGCCCUAGUCACCCCCACCUAUUACGUCUUUUUCACCAGCGCCACGAUUAUCACUUCAGCAAUCCUCUUCCAAGGCUUCAAAGGGACCGGUAUGCAGAUCGCUACAGUCAUCAUGGGCUUUUUGCAGAUCUGCGCCGGUGUCGUCCUCUUGCAGCUCUCCAAGUCCGCCAAAGACGUCCCCGACUCUGCUGUCUUCAAAGGCGACCUGGACCAGAUCCGUGAGGUGGCCACACAGGAAGAACCAGAAACUGAGCCCAAGGCCGAUUCUAUCCGUGGUACUGCCGCUAUUAUUCGUAGGAUAUCGACACCACGCCGUACGAUGGAGGCAGAGGAGGCACGACGCUAUUUAAGAGAACGACAAGAAGAUAAGCUACACCCGCCUGCAGAGAACGAGAUCAUCGAGUGGGAUGGAUUGCGCCGGCGCAAGACUGUCCUCGGUGAAGGACCAACGAUGACCCGGAGCGCAACUCGCACACCGUCAGUUAAGAGACCGCUUCCCCCAUUGGGAAUGUCCCGGUUUCCAGAUGAAUCAGAGCGCCCCAAUACCAGGCAAAGCGGUCAUUCUUUCUUAGAUGAGAUACGAAUGCGGUCACCGAGUCAUUCGUGGCAGCCAAUCCGAGACCAUGAUCCUAGUCAACCGGCGGCUUUGGCGCCUAUGUCAUCAAUCCAUAGCAGAAACGUCGACACAAGUUAUCCCGGACCACCUCGAAGUGACACAUCUCAUUCUAUAACAUGGGCAGACGAACCUCCUGAACCUCCGGUACAUGGUUCUAAACGCCAAUUUUCAUUCCAUGCUUUCCACCGACCCAAGUUUGAAAUGCCUAAGUCUCCUCGGGGCAUCUUGCGGAAGGGCCAUGAGCGUAAACCCACGGAAGAGGAACGUUUAGGGCUGGUUCGAGGAGACUCAAGGGACGAUACUGGUGAGAAACUGGAUCGUACAUAUUCAAAUGAUAGUAUGGAGGACGAAUUGCCAUUAGGUGCACAUACGUUUGCCGCAGCGCCGCCAUACGAAGAACAUCACUUCCACCCAGUCGAGGCUAGCCCACCGCGACCGUCCCGGCUUAUACGGAACCCCCUGCCGCCAUUGCCGGACGAACCGCCUCUAGAGCCCUACACUCAGGUCGAGCUUGGUUUGCCUAGCCACCGCCGCAUGUCUGACGCAAGCGCAGGGUCGCUGUCAUCAGGCCCAAGCAGGGGUUGGGAGGGAGGAUGGCGACGGCCUUCGAGCGAUGGUGAGACAAGGGGUGGGCCAAAAGGCGCUCUUACGUAG